Molecule: messenger RNA, 3134 nt
Organism: Balaenoptera musculus (blue whale)
Lineage: Eukaryota; Metazoa; Chordata; Mammalia; Artiodactyla; Balaenopteridae
Gene: PLPPR4
Product: phospholipid phosphatase related 4
Exons: 7
Coding region: 99-2246 (715 amino acids)
Biological process (GO): signal transduction; axonogenesis; phospholipid metabolic process
Molecular function (GO): phosphatidate phosphatase activity
Source: RefSeq, a predicted model, not a curated record
GCGGCGCCGGGCGCUUGCCGCUGGAGGAGGCAUCUCGCCUCGGCUGCGCUGUGCACACCUCGCCCCGGGGAAAACGCAGACCCGGGCAGGCGGCAGGGAUGUCGGCGAAGGAGAGGCCAAAGGGCAAAGUGACCAAGGACAGCGUGACCCUCCUGCCCUGCUUUUAUUUCGUGGAGUUGCCUAUAUUGGCAUCAUCGGUGGUUAGCCUGUAUUUCCUGGAACUCACGGAUGUCUUCAAACCUGUGCACUCUGGAUUCAGCUGCUAUGACCGGAGUCUUAGCAUGCCAUACAUUGAACCCACACAGGAGGCAAUUCCAUUCCUCAUGCUGCUUAGCUUGGCUUUCGCCGGACCUGCAAUUACGAUUAUGGUAGGGGAAGGAAUUCUCUACUGUUGCCUGUCCAAAAGAAGGAAUGGAAUUGGCCUGGAGCCCAAUAUUAAUGCCGGAGGCUGCAACUUCAACUCUUUCCUUAGAAGAGCUGUCAGAUUCGUUGGUGUUCAUGUGUUUGGACUCUGCUCUACAGCUCUCAUCACAGAUAUCAUCCAGCUGUCCACAGGCUACCAGGCACCGUACUUUCUGACUGUGUGCAAGCCAAACUAUACCUCUCUAAAUGUGUCUUGCAAAGAAAAUUCCUACAUUGUAGAAGAUAUUUGUUCAGGAUCUGAUCUUACAGUUAUCAACAGCGGCAGAAAAUCAUUCCCUUCUCAACAUGCGACCCUUGCUGCCUUUGCAGCUGUGUACGUUUCGAUGUACUUCAAUUCCACACUAACGGAUUCCUCUAAGCUUCUGAAACCUCUCUUGGUCUUCACCUUUAUCAUCUGUGGAAUCAUCUGUGGGCUAACACGGAUAACUCAGUAUAAGAACCACCCAGUUGAUGUCUAUUGUGGCUUUUUAAUAGGAGGAGGAAUUGCUCUGUACUUGGGUCUAUAUGCUGUGGGGAAUUUUCUGCCUAGCGAAGAGAGUGUGUUUCAGCACAGAGAAGCCCUCAGGUCUCUGACAGACCUCAAUCAAGACCCCAGCCGAGUUUUAUCUGCUAAAAAUGGUAGCAGUACUGACGGAAUUGCUCACACAGAAGGCAUCCUCAACCGAAACCAUAGAGAUGCUAGCUCGUUGACAAACCUCAAAAGGGCAAAUGCUGAUGUAGAAAUCAUCACUCCACGGAGCCCCAUGGGGAAGGAAAACAUGGUUACCUUCAGCAAUACCUUGCCUAGAGCCAACACCCCAUCCGUGGAAGACCCUGUGAGAAGAAACGCCACCAUUCAUGCCUCUAUGGAUUCUGCUAGAUCCAAGCAACUCCUCACCCAGUGGAAGAAUAAGAAUGAAAGUCGGAAGUUGUCCCUGCAGGUUAUAGAGACCGAGCCUGGACAGUCACCACCCAGAUCCAUUGAAAUGAGGUCAAGCUCGGAGCCGUCGAGGGUGGGGGUCAAUGGAGACCACCAUGGUCCCGGCAAUCAGUACCUCAAGAUCCAGCCUGGCACCGUCCCCGGGUGUAACAACAGCAUGCCUGGGGGACCAAGAGUGUCCAUUCAGUCCCGCCCCGGGUCCUCACAGUUAGUGCACAUCCCUGAGGAGACGCAGGAAAACAUAAGCACCUCCCCAAAAAGCAGCUCCGCUCGGGCCAAGUGGCUGAAAGCUGCGGAGAAGACCGUGGCCUGUAAUAGAAGCAACAGCCAGCCUCGAAUCAUGCAAGUCAUAGCCAUGUCCAAGCAGCAGGGCGUCCUCCAAAGCAGCCCCAAGAACACCGAAGGCAGUACAGUCUCCUGCACUGGCUCCAUCCGCUACAAAACCCUGACAGACCACGAACCCAGUGGGAUCGUGAGGGUUGAGGCUCACCCGGAGAACAACAGGCCCGUCAUACAGAUCCCGUCCACCGAAGGCGAAGGCAGUGGCUCCUGGAAAUGGAAAGCCCCUGAAAAGGGCAGCCUUCGCCAAACUUAUGAACUCAACGAUCUCAACAGGGACUCCGAAAGCUGUGAGUCCCUGAAAGACAGUUUUGGUUCUGGAGAUCGAAAGAGAAGCAACAUUGAUAACCACGAGCAUCACCACCAUGGAAUCACCACCAUCCGCGUCACCCCAGUAGAGGGCAGCGAAAUUGGUUCAGAGACCCUGUCCGUUUCUUCUUCCCGCGACUCCACCCUGCGGAGAAAGGGCAACAUCAUCUUAAUUCCUGAAAGAAGCAACAGCCCCGAAAACACCAGGAAUAUCUUCUACAAAGGAACCUCCCCAACACGGGCUUAUAAGGAUUGAGGGAUGGCCAUUCAAUCAUUUGGGCCACCCCCAAAAGACCACAUGUAGAUUCUACCAGUGCUCUGUUCCAGCGAAUCGGGAACCUUCUCACCAAACUAGAUUAUCCACCAUCAGCCCGGAACUCAGUGACUCUUGAGAACUACUCUACCCAAGCUUGUAGACUUCACAUCAAGGGGAGGGAAAAGCACAAUGCAAGAACCUAACUAAUGUGAUAAUGUGAAGACUCUUCUUAAGACCUUCCUUCAAACUCAAAUGGUUUGCAGAGGGUAGUAUCAAAAGAAAGUGGUUUCCUUCAAUGUAUACUAUUGUACUUCCUGAAUGUGCCAACUUUAGGGAUUUUUCUUUAUAAUUAGCUGUGGGAAUCCAGAACACAGGUUUUCCCUAUAGCAGAGGCCAUGCAGUAUUAUAUAUUCAUUUUGCAGAAUCUGCACCAAAAGCUCAAUAUGGGUGGUGCUGAUUAUUAUAGUGCAUAUACCAUGUAAACUCUCAAAUUCUAUUUAGCUGUGAAAUAGUGGUGUGCAACUCCUUGUCAAAGAAAUGCUACUGUAUUAAGAAGAUGUUGGCUUCUUUGUGUUAGAAUAGGACACCCUGCAGCUUCUCUGUAGUGGCUCUGUCACAGUCAAAAAAAUGAAAAGGUUUUGUGCAUUUCUUCAAAAUUAUACUUCUUCAACAACAAAAAUUGAUAGGGAUACUUUCAGUGAAAGAGAAUACUUUUCUGCAUAGCUUUUUGCUGCUUACUUUUAUUUAAAUAUAGUUACUGCUAAUGAAAAAUCUGUUUUUAGUGAGUAAAUUUGCAUAAUUUAAAAAAUACUGUUUUAGAGAGUCUUUUGAAAUUGUUGUGAUCAUAUUUUGCAUUUUAUGCCUUCUCCUUUAUUUAUGGAUUUAAAU